Lathyrus oleraceus (garden pea) is the source of this 561-nucleotide messenger RNA. RefSeq names its product 26S proteasome non-ATPase regulatory subunit 6 homolog. The record is from RefSeq and is a predicted model, not a curated record. The transcript is spliced from 4 exons. NCBI's taxonomy places the organism in Eukaryota, Viridiplantae, Streptophyta, Magnoliopsida, Fabales, Fabaceae. Gene Ontology annotation, biological process: proteasome-mediated ubiquitin-dependent protein catabolic process. The coding region runs from base 49 to 546 and encodes 165 amino acids.
CCUGUAAAGAGAGUUAGAUUUGCAUCGUGCGGUGAAGCAUAAGCGGCAAUGGCAUCAUCGGAAGGAGAAGAGUCUCAGCAGCCACAACUCGUCCUCGCCGACAAGCUUUUCCUCCUCAAACAACCCGAUGUUCAAGACAUUGACAAAGUUGGAUUCAAGGAGGAUGUCUUCACAUUCGUCAAGGAUCAUGAUAUGGUCCCUUUAUACGAAACCCUAGUCGCCGAUUCUGUUUUGGAUAUGGAUCGUACCCUUUUGGACUCUAUGCGUGCUAAAAUUGACGAUGAGCUUAAGAAGCUUGACGAAAAGAUUGCUGAUGCUGAGGAAAACUUAGGUGAGAGUGAAGUCCGCGAGGCUCACUUGGCAAAAUCCUUGUUUUUCAUCCGGAUUGGGGAUAAGGAGAAAGCCCUGGAACAUCUCAAGAUAACAGAAACCAAGACUGUUGCAGUGGGGCAGAAGAUGGACUUGGUGUUUUAUACGCUGCAGCUUGGUUUCUUUGACAUGGAUUUUGAUCUAAUUUCCAAAAGUAUUGACAAAGCUAAAAGGUAAUUAUUUGAAUCUCAU